UAGAUACAGCGCCUGAGGUGCAAUCAGUUUGUACGAGUGAUGAGGAUGAUUAUGAAGAGGAGACACAGUCAUCGUUGAGGGAAGCUCCGUCACCAACCCCAUCCACUGCAUCUGGGUUAUCGACCCCAACAAUGAAGAAGACACCCAAGAGCGCAAAACGCAAACGUUCAGGCAUAAUACCACCCAAAGGCAAACGCACUAACCCUGAGGUCGAAAAAGAUGAUGAGGUUUUUGGAAAGUAUAUUGCGAUGCAGUUAUCAAAAAUUAAUGAUGAAGAGACAAAAGAAAUGGUGAAAAUGCGACUGCAACGUGUUAUAUAUGAGGGAAGAUACGUAAUUCGUAAAUAUACAUUAGAUGUCACACAGUGAUAUGUAUAUAUACAGUUCAUUGCUGGACCUGGUAAAAAAAACCUUGAGCUUCCGAGAUAUGCCCAGUCCAACGGAUUCGUAGAGCGACAGAUUCGGUAUAUCAAGCCGAUUAUCAAGAAGUGUUUGAAGACGGGGGGAGACGUUGAUCUAGCUCUUCUCAAUGUGAGAGCUACUCCAUUAGAUGGCAAUCUGCCCAGCCCAGCAGAGUUGAUGUUUGGUAGAGCCAUUCCCACGACACUACCUAGUCACACCACAGUGAGUUCUCAGCAGGAGAGAUAUGGUGAACACAUUUCUGAUGCCAUCGAGAAACCGACAUGGUAUGCUAACCAGCAUACACGCGAGCAGGCACCGCUCAUCGAGGGACAGAACGUUCGGGUACUGAACAAGGACAAGAAAAUCUGGUGUGC
This is a messenger RNA of Priapulus caudatus, 775 nucleotides long. RefSeq lists its product as uncharacterized. The record is from RefSeq and is a predicted model, not a curated record. Lineage: Eukaryota; Metazoa; Priapulida; Priapulimorpha; Priapulimorphida; Priapulidae.